AUGUCGGAAAACGAUAAAGGCACAAAUGUCUUGGAAACCGAACAAACGCUGAAAGCAGACUCGAGCUCAACGGAGCCUGAGACUGGAGACAAUCAGAGCUCAUUUUCUUUUGUUGGGAUUUGGGAAAGCUUAAAGCAAAAAUUUACGACUUCUUCACCACACAUUGAGCGAAAUCGAGAAUUUUGGGAAGACUUUCGUAUUUUAAAAACAAAAGUGGAAAAUGACUCGAAAAACCAUGAAAAAAACCCUGAAAUCGCAAAAACUGCUCACGUUAGAUUAAGCAAAGAAUUGUGUGAUGAAGAAAGAAUUUUCAUUGCUGCGCGUAAAGCUCGAGCGCGUCAAUCGUUCGCUAAAUUUAUUGGUGUAGAUGUUGAUGAAAUCAACGAUGCCGAUAUUCCAAUCAUUGCUGUUACUGGCAGCGGUGGUGGGAUGAGAGCAAAUGUGGAUACUAUGGGAUUUGUACGUGGCAUGGAGAAGUCUGGAUUGUGGGAUAGCGUGACAUAUUUUACAGGCGUAUCUGGUGCAUGCUGGGCACUUGCAACUUAUUAUACAGUUGCAGAAGGAUCAGUAGAUGCUACGAUCGAACAUUUCAAACAGGCAUAUGUUAUUAAACCUUCAAGCACGAAAUUCUUUCAACUACUUUUCUCGUUAGAGAAUGGACUUGAUUUAACUUUUGGGGCAAUCGAAGAAAAGCGUAUAAAUAAAUUACUCACAAAUGCCACCGAUAUUUAUGGUGCAGUUCUUGGCGGAUAUUUUUUCAGAAAGGGCAAUGCAUUGAUUCCGAAACAUUUUAAACUCUCGCAACAAGCCAAAUUAUUGGAAAAUGGCGCCAAUCCAUUCCCCAUUUACACGACAAUUCGCCAUGAACGUCCAUGGGAAGAUUGCGAAGAAGCUUUCGAGAAAUGUGCGCCACAUAAUGUUGAGGAUAAUUACCAAGUCCUUUCAGCUCGUCAUGAAAAAGAUCUUGACAAGAAAAAAUCAUCGUACCAGUGGAUCGAAUUCACUCCUUACGAGAUUGGGUGUGACGACAUUAAUGCUUGGAUACCAAGUUGGGCUUUUGGGCGCUAUUUCAAUAAGGGAGUUAGCACUAAUAAUGUCCCAGAACGUAACUUCGCAUUAGAAUUGGGUUAUAUGACAUGCGCCCAAUGUGCACCAAUCGCACGUUAUGUGCACCUUGCUGAUAGGGAAUUGCCAAGUAAUUGGUUAGGCAAUGAGUUGAGAUCUUUUUCCUCAAAGGUUGGAAAAGUAUUGGGUGAACACGGAAUUGACAAAUUUGAAAGCCAUCAUCCUAUUCAUCCAGCGCAUGAACCCAAUCCAUUUUUGCUUGCUCGUGAUAAGCCUGAAUGUGGAAUUGACACUGCCAAACACAUUCACGUACUUGACUCUGGGAUGGAUAACAAUCAUCCGUGGUAUGUAGUAACUCGUCCAGAACGAGAGGUUGAUAUUAUUAUCACUAUUGAUGGCAGUAAGGAAACUAUGGAACCAACAUUUUUUGAUCGUAUGGCCAAACAAUUCUCUACUCGACGUGGACUUCUUUGGACCCCAGUUGAUCCUCCAGAGAAAGUUCAGUUUCCCGAGAAACUCGCCGACGACAUGCGAGGCAAACCUGAAUUAAUUGAAAAAACAUUUGCACCUGCUUACGCUCAAAUUUUCGACGGAAAACCAAUCAACGAUGCCGGAAAAGCAUUGUUAGGCGAUCGUGAUUUGACAUUAAUUUACAUGCCAAAUAUACCUCACAAGAAAUAUCCCAACUUUGAUCCACUUCAUGAAAAAGUCGUGGCCACAUCAAAUUUUGUCUUUCAGCCUGAGGAUAUAGAUAGCAUUAUUGGUGUUGGUGAAGCAUGUUGGGAUGAUAGUUUGGAAAAGAUUCGCUCAGUUAUCAAGAAUGUUUGGGAAAAGAAGAAAAGCAAACGAUUGUCGUCUGUAGCUAUUUAA
This is a messenger RNA of Ambispora gerdemannii, 1935 nucleotides long. The record is from the annotation of a GenBank genome assembly. Lineage: Eukaryota; Fungi; Glomeromycota; Glomeromycetes; Archaeosporales; Ambisporaceae.